This is a messenger RNA of Colletotrichum destructivum, 1127 nucleotides long. RefSeq names its product Putative glutathione S-transferase, Thioredoxin-like superfamily, glutathione transferase family. Gene Ontology annotation, biological process: glutathione metabolic process; L-phenylalanine catabolic process. Gene Ontology annotation, molecular function: maleylacetoacetate isomerase activity; glutathione transferase activity. Lineage: Eukaryota; Fungi; Ascomycota; Sordariomycetes; Glomerellales; Glomerellaceae. The coding region runs from base 259 to 951 and encodes 230 amino acids. The transcript has a single exon. The record is from RefSeq and is a predicted model, not a curated record.
CUGUGCAGUGGAGAGGAUCGCCCCGCUUGCAUGAUCCUUCGGUUGCGAGACCGAAGGGCGCGAAAAAGAGUAGCUGGGAAGCACAUCGCCAGAUGAGUCAAGCCGCUAGUGCUGGCUGCAUAUAUCAAGGAUCUCUCACGUUGAACAUUAACGAUCAUCGAUCACCGUCCAACACCUCCGCUUCAUUCUCAACCCUCAUCUCAAGAUAGAACCUAGACUCGAGCAUCCCCAUACUUCUAACCCCCCGUGCCACUCACAAUGGGCCUCGUCCUUUUCAUCGCCAACAAGCGCUACUCCAGCUGGUCCAUGAGACCCUGGGUGCUCCUCAAGGCCCUCGGCAUCCCCUUUGAAGAACGGCUGCAGACCUUCACCGCCGGCCUCCGUCAGCCCGCAUUCCUCUCCUUCUCGCCCACCGGCAAGGUCCCGACCCUGAUCGACGGCGACGUCACCGUCUGGGACUCCCUCGCCAUCGUCGAGUACAUCGCCGAGGCCCACCCGGCCGCCUGGCCCCGCGACCCCGCCGCCCGCGCCUUCGCCCGCUGCGCCGCCGCCGAGAUGCACGCCGGCUUCGACGCCAUCCGCGACCAGUGCUCCAUGAACGUCGCCCUGCGCAUCGACCUCGGCGGGCCUCCCAACGCCGCCCUACAGCGCGAUCUCGAUCGCCUGGACCAGCUGUGGACCGACGGCCUGACGCGGUUCGGUGGUCCGUUCCUGGCGGGCGGCGAGUUCACCGCCGCCGACGCCUUCUUCGCGCCCGUUGCGACGCGGAUUCAGACGUUUGGGCUGAAGGUGUCGGAGCCGGCCAUGGCGUAUGUGCUGACGCUGUUGGAGCACCCUGCUGUCAGGCAGUGGAUCGAGGACGGCAUUGCGGAGACCGCGCGGGAGCCGUAUCAUGAGGCAGAUGUUGUGCGAGGGCGCAAGGUUCUAAAGGACUUGUCUCCGCCCCAAUGAGAUUUUGUGGUCGUCUCAAGCACGAUGGGAUAAUAGCCCAGUAGUAGCCUCUGGACUAAGGCUAUCGUCAGUUCUGUACCACCUUGAAAAUGAUUUUGUUGCGCUUUAUGGUCCCGCGGCUCUUUGACUUUCCCUCAAUUCUUCACCCCCUUUAGCAACGUCGAAGCCGUCCCCCC